Selaginella moellendorffii is the source of this 1018-nucleotide messenger RNA. RefSeq names its product protein CHLORORESPIRATORY REDUCTION 6, chloroplastic. The record is from RefSeq and is a predicted model, not a curated record. Gene Ontology annotation, cellular component: chloroplast. The transcript has 3 exons. The coding region runs from base 128 to 892 and encodes 254 amino acids. Gene Ontology annotation, biological process: NAD(P)H dehydrogenase complex assembly. NCBI's taxonomy places the organism in Eukaryota, Viridiplantae, Streptophyta, Lycopodiopsida, Selaginellales, Selaginellaceae.
GCACAUUCGGAAUACAUCGACCGUUAAUGUAAAGUCAGUAUGCUAAACUGAAUAUUCUUAAAAAAUGGAAUAUUUGCCCCCGAUACCAAGUUAGCCCGUUUUAAAGAACCCUAAAAACAGGGGAGCUAUGGCUGCUAUUCCAGCAUCCACUCGAUUUCCCUCGCCACCAUUCUCGAUUUCUACCACAGUAGCAGCAACCCAGCAUCGAUUUGGCGCAUUGGGCGACACCACUAAAGCCCGGGUAAGGCUCCGAUGGUCGUCUCCUCCAAAUUGUGUGUCCAAUCCAACCGGGAAGCUCGAUGAUUUCUCGCUCCAAGACGACGACGAACCUCCGAAUUUAAAUCCGGCUCCUCCUCCAACACCCGGGCGAUUCGAGAUCACCAUCGACAAGGAGACUGUUCGUCGCUUGGAUUUGUCGCCGGCUCACGCCCUGCUGAGAAAGUACGUGCAUCGAAUCGGAGACAACGCCACGGAUCCGGCCAGCGAUCCAAACGAGCUGCUGCAAAAGACAGUAGGAUUCGUCAUCAACUACGAGAGGGAUGAUCCUGUCGAUCCGAGAGAGUUGUCCGAAUUACCUGAUCUCAGGCUGUGGUUUCUUCGUCUGGAUGCUGCGUAUCCAUGGCUGCCGGUGGUGCUCGACUGGAGGAGCGGGGAGCUUGCUCGCUACACGGCCAUGCUUGUUCCACACCAGAUGAGCCAGAGGCUUGGCAUCGUCUACAAUCCGGAGGCGCAGGAACUCUUUGCGAUGAGCAAGCUCUUCACGGUUUAUAGCUGGCUCAAGGCGCGGGGUGUCGCCAACCCGCAAGCCAAAACGAACGCGAUGAUGCAAGUGAUUGGCUUUGGCAUCAGUGACGAGCUCUUCAAGCUUGUGGAGGCCAAUCCUCAUCCUUGAAACUGCUGAAAGUUUCGAGACCAUGAGAAACUCUAGUGCGUAAAAGCUGGAGGCAACUCACCGAAUUCGAGGCAGUAGUUUCAGUUUCAAGCAUUACAAUGUUCUUGGUCAGCUGGUUGUGCUUCA